GGGGCGAGGGCAGUGGAGGAGCAGAGUGGAGGUGGAGGUGAUGGCGGCGGCCCUGCGGUGGAGGUGGUGGCGGUGCCCUGCCUGUGGCGCUCUGUGAGGCGGCCACGCACCCCCGGCUCCCUCAACAUGACACCCACGACGCACACCAGACUCUCGUGUUCAUUUCGCUUGGAGAGAUAGUGUGGUGGAGAUAUAUUUGAAGUGUGGCGGAGAGAGAGCAUGUGGACGUGUGGUGGUGGUGGGCAGGAGGUGGGCGUGGGCGGCGAAGUGGGCGUGCAGGAUUCGGUCUCGCGGGCGCUGGAGACAUGCCAAACCCACCACCAGUUCAUCGCGUCCCAGGCCGAGCACUUGGAGAGGCUGAGGUCCCAGUGUGCCACCAGCGCCCAGCUCACCCAGCAGGAGAUCCGCACCCUCGAGGAAAAAUUGGUGAAGUUGUUCAGCUUACAACUGGUGACCAAAAGACACUUGCCUUUGGGAGUGGUGUUGCCUUCAGAACUCCAACAGUACCCCUCCCUCAAGCAGUGGCUCCAGGUGGUUGGCCUCAGUAAGGACUCUAUAAAUGGUUUGUGUCAGAGAAUUCCAACAUUAGAAGCACUUUUAGAAAAAAGAGAAAAUGAAUUUCGAAGUAUUCUUAAUGAAUAUGGAGCAGACCGAAGUGAGGCUCACAAGCUUGCUCGAGCCAUGCAGAACCUCAAGCGAUACACAGAGACCCAAAUGCAAGGUCAAGGAGGGGACUGGGGCAGCUCCGAUCUCCCUCUCUACUGGGACUCAUGGGAGCGCUCCUGUCCACCCUCCCCACGACUCAGCCACAGGGCACAGCGGGAAGGACGGUCCUCAGUGUCCUCCUCUGAUGGUGAUGGCGGGAGUGUGACCAGCAGCAGCACCAGUGGAGGAGGAGCUUGGAGUGGGGAUGGGAGCAGGACAGGUGGAAGGGGUGCACCUAUCAGCCAGCGGAGCAGUGAUGAUUCCUCCACCCCUUCCUCUCCUCCACCACCCUUCUCCUCUGCUCCUCCUCCAUCAAGCCCAGGUGGUCCAUUUCAUAUUGUCUCUAGUAACCUCACCCUCCCAGGAAGUAGCUCAGUGUUCUUCGAGAAGCGUCCCACACCACCUCCAACACCGAAUAUUCCCAAAGUCAAAUCCUCAGGUGACAAGAAGUUUCCAACUACACCUCCACCUGGCAAGAAGUAUCAGACAUGCUUAUUGAACCCCACUCUUCCACUUGGUCGGUCGACAUCCCAUGAGUCCCAGCUAGCCCCACGUGCCGAGGGUCAUGACCACCAGUCUUCUACAGUUCUCAGUCAUUUCCUGCUGAAAAGAAAAUUGAAUAAUUUUCGAUUGGGUGGCAGCAUGGAACACCUUGGAGCUCGGCGAGCACGCCUACACUCAGAGUCUGAGGCAUCAGGAGCAUUAGACAGCCAAGGGAAGAGAACAGACAGUGGACGGAACAGGACUGACAUGCAGGAGUUGAAGACAGCACAGAACUCCCCAGCCCCAUCCACUCUUGCCAGCCCUAUCAAGUCCCCAAACUAUGCAGAUCACAUUGAGGAGGACAAUUAUUCAAACACGAAUUCCCUUACAGUACCUAGGUCACCACGCACACCAACACUACCAGGUUCCAUGGUCCACAAUGUUCAGCAUCGAUUUACCAAGAGUCUUAAAUCUGGUGUGUGUGGAUAUUGCCGUCAUAAAUUUACUAUCCUCAGUGGUUUGAAGUGUAAAGAAUGCAGCUUUAAAUGCCACCGGGAAUGUGAACCCAAAGUGCCGCCUUCUUGUGGAUUACCUAAUGAAUACCUGAAGUUAUUCACUGAAACAUUGAUCAGAAGUAGCAUGGAUGGUGGGGUGGUGCCUCCAGGGCGAGGUGGACUCACCAACUUCAAUGAAAUGUUUCCUGCAAAUCUUGGAGGCAGCCACAUGUCCUCCUCACAGCCGUCCAUCAAUAUACCAUCCCUUCAGGGCCCAGAUUCCAGUUCCAACACCUCCAGUUGCAAUUCAUCCACCCCUUCCAGUCCUGCUCCUCACAUCCCUGUCUCUCCAGCCCAGCAAACAUUUUUCCCAGCUACCCGGGGAUUCUACUUCCCAGGUAGGUGGACAGAUGUGAGUGAGGAUCCAGGAGACAUCCCUCAAGAGAUGAAACCCUUGAAGCUCAUUGGCAAUAGGACGCUUCCCAAGCCACCUGUGUCAAUCUCAUCCACGCAAAGUGACGUCAUUGACUCUCGCCAGUCCCAUGACUCAGAUCGUACUGUGUCACAAACCUCAGGAUCUGGCAGCACUGGAACAGAUGAUUCUGACCGCACCAUUGCUGGGCCUGGCCGGGUAGACUCUCAGGACUCAACUGUAUCUGAUGGGGAGAAUGCAGACCCACGCUGUACGCGGCAGAAUAGUGUAACCAGCGUCUCUCAGUGGGACAUUCCAUAUGAUGAGCUAGUUCAUGGAGAAGUCCUAGGCAAAGGACGGUUUGGUAUUGUUUACUCUGGCAACUGGCAUGGGCACGUAGCUAUUAAGGAGCUACGAAUGGACUAUGUCAAUGAUGAAAAGACUUUGGAGGCCUUCAAGGCAGAAGUGAGCACAUUCCGCAAGACCCGUCAUGAGAACCUGGUGUUGUUCAUGGGGGCAUGCAUGAAACCUCCCCGACUGGCCAUUGUGACCAGCCUCUGCAAGGGACAUACACUCUACACCCAUAUCCAUGAAAACAAAGACAAGUUCAAUAUGUCCAAGACUAUAAUGAUUGCCCAACAGAUCUCCCAGGGAAUGGGUUACCUACAUGCUCGGGGAAUAGUUCAUAAGGAUCUCAAAACUAAGAACAUAUUCCUGGAGAGUGGCAAGGUUGUCAUCACUGACUUUGGUUUGUUCAAUGUGACCAGACUUUGCCAUGAUAGCAGACGAGGCAACUGGUUGUGUAUCCCACCUGGCUGGCUCUGCUACCUCUCCCCUGAAGUCAUGAGAAACCUCCGGGUGGUACAAAGACAAGAUGACGCUCUCCCAUUCACCACCUACUCAGAUGUCUAUUGUUUUGGGACGGUGUGGUAUGAGCUCCUGUGUGGUGAAUGGCCACACAAAGGCUUGCCCCCAGAAGCCAUCAUUUGGCAGGUUGGCCGUGGCAUGAAGCCCUCCUUGGCCAACCUACAAGCUUCACGGGAUGUAAAGGACAUUCUAAUGGCUUGCUGGAGCUACCGACCAAAGGAGCGUCCUGAAUUUUCUCAGAUGCAGUCCAAUCUGAAUAGACUUCCCAAGAAGAGGCUUCAGCGCUCCCCCUCCCAUCCUAUCCACCUCUCAAGAUCUGCAGAGAGUGUCUUUUGAACUGGGGAGAGAAAAUGCAGGAGCUGAAAUGUUCUCCUACAGAAUUUUUAUUAGUAUUAUUAUUAUUAUUAUUAUUAUCAUUUUAUUAUAAGACCAUUUAAGGUUUAUUGGGAAUCAGUCAAAACUGAAUGGAUGCUUUCCAGAAAUGUUAGUAGUGAAUGUGUUCAUGUGAUUAUGCAAUCAAAACCUGACUGCAUGUUAAGGACUUCAAGUGUAGAGGAGAACUUCCAUACAUCUUCCAUGCAUCUGAGGGAAAUAUUCUCAUAAGAUUUUUUCAUAUUAAAGGAGCAUGCCUGCAGCCUUGAAAUGUUGAUUGACAUGCUUAUAAUGCACAAAGAAAAGCAAUUUGGUUUUAUAUUGUUAUUAUUAUUAUUAUUAUUAUUAUUAUUAUUAUUAUUAUUAUUAUUAUUAUUAUUAUUAUUAUUGUUAGUUACUAAUCAUUACAUUAUUAUUAUUAUUAUUAUUAUUAUUAUUAUUAUUAUUACAAUUAUCAUUAUCAUUAUUUAUUGUUGUUGUUGUUAUGAAUAUGAUAACAAAAGCUUCCUGAGUAAGGGAUAAUAUAGAGGGAAUUUCUUUUAUGAGUGAAUUUAUGUUGUCAACAUCAGCUGGAGAAUUAGCUCUCAGAAUUGGCUUAGAAAAAUGGCAUUAAGGUUAUUAAAUUUGAGAAAUUCAUCAUUAAAAGAAUUUGUUUAAAUGGGCACUCAGAAGCUCAGAGACAAAGAAACUAGAUCACUAGGUCAGUGCAAACUUAUGGUGUUACUAACCUUUGCACAUUUUACUGACUUAGCAUUUCUUAUAGUCUGCAUAACUUACCAGCAUAAAGCAACAACUGUACUAGUGAAGACAAGUCCAACAGUUUCUAGUCAGCCCAUGUACACUAGGGAGUUUCCUGCCGUAGAUAAAAGGUAUAUUAGGUAUACAUAUACUACUAUUACAUCUUGUGAAAGAAGAGCAUUUGUGAACAUAAAAGAGCUUCUCUGAGGUUAUUUAUAAUAUGUGUUGUGAAGUACAGUAGACAGUAGUCAGACUGAGAGAAACCUCAUGUGAAGUGUUAGAUGGAGGAGGAGCAUUAGGAAUGUUCUGAGAGUACAUAGUGAUGAAAACAAAAUCUCUGCUACUCGAAUACUGGUACCCUUGCAUUCAAUACAACUCAAGAAUUCAGUGGAAAGUGAUAAUGUAGUUCACAGUAGCUAGUCAGAGUAUGUACUAAUAAAGGAGUCAGUUACAACUUGUAAAGGAUUUAGAAAAGGGCAAUGCAUAUGAGAUAAGGAAGGGGUACCAUAAAUUUGCUGUCAGCAGAAGCAACAAGAGGCUAGUCAGACAAGUCAUUGAUAAAACUUAAGGAAGUUUGUUUGAGGCCAUAAGUCAGGCUGAUUUUCUAGAAGCUCACUCACUAUCUAACUCUCAUUGCUGGUAAAUAACUCCAGAUGUCAAUUUCAGCUGGCCUUCUAACAGGUACUGGGAGCAGCAUUUGUGCCCCCAGAACCUGCAUUCCUGGUCAUAUUUGAGCUCCAUUGGCAAGUGAGCUUUAGAAUCUUAACUGAGUUGACUGACAGUUUUGCUCUUCAUCCAAACUUCCAUUAUCACAGUAUAAAGAAAAAUUACAUGUCAUUUGAAUUUAAUGUAAAUGCACAGCACUCUUCAGCAAUUUCUGAUGCUGUCUUAAUUCUUCUUUAUUUCAUCACCUCUUAGUGGAAUUUCACAUAAUAUGAAGUGGUGAAAUUUUAAUUAACAUUAUAACAACCAUCACAAGUAAAGUAGCCUCUAUAGGACACUGGAAUCAUUAUUGCACUCUUUGAAAGUACAGUACAUAUACAACAUUGUCCCUGUGAAAUUUUGACAGCAGCCUUAUCUUGGUGAUUUCAUCUUGAAUUUUAGUAUUCAGGCAUCAGUUCCUGUAAAAUUUUGAGAGCAGCCUAAUCUUGGUGAUUUGACUUACUUAUCUACCUAUGCAUCAUCUCUGAUUUAAAAUGCUUAAGUUAACAUAAACUUUUGAGUUAUUAGAAAAAAGUUGGAGUUGCCAAGUUUUGUCUGUGCAUUGUGUACUCCUAUUCUAAAUGUUUUCAUUGGCAUUACGCUCACGCUGCAUGGUGAAAACUAAUGAACAGUGUUCUUCCAUGAUAGGUACUUAUUUAGAAGCUGUUCUGAAGGAUUCACCUUACUAUUAUUUUAUGAUGUCCAAAAGUUAAUGUUCACUCUUAUAUUUCAGCUGCACAUUUUCCUCCCUCUCCCAUGCUUUCAUACCUCUAGAUAUACUUUGCCAAUUGGUAACUGAAAUCUCACCUAGUGCUUGUUUCCCUCAUAGUAAAUGCCAGUUUUCUUAUGUCUGCAUCUUUGUAUGUAGUAUGAACACCUCUAGUCCCAUAACCACAGCCAAGGACCUUCCCCCUCAUCUGACUCCCUCAUCUCUAUGUAGUGACUAUUUGUCACUCUGCCCUGCAACACUGUGGCCUCUCAGCUUUUGUGGUCACAAUCUAAAGAACUAACAGUAAUAACAAGAAGCCAGAAAUAACUAUUACUCACAGAACUUAUGGAUUUGCAUUUCACAACCGUUGGUUCCUUAUCUUGGACAAUCUUUCCUCAUCUACAAAUUCUUUUCUUGUCAUAAGCAUAUUGUAUUACUAAGACUGGUUCCAUCCCUGAUUCUGCAGUGUUUCCAUGUUUUUAUCUGAAUUUUGGAUCACAAUAUUUACAUUCUUAUCAAAAUAGUAUGUUCACACUAGACAACUUUUGAGUUAGGUGCCAGUGUUAUUUUUUAUUUAUUUUUUUAUUUAUUUUAAUUUUUUUCUAUAAAAGUAUCAAGGACUUCUGGACUCUGAUCACAAAACCCAUUUUGACAAAUAUUCCAACUCUUCACAACUAAUUACAACUAAUCAUUGUAUUUCCAUCUGGUGUUUUACUUAUGAUGUUUAUUAAUUUGUUGUUGUUUUUAUUUUCUUUAUCAUCUUUUUUUUUAUGCUGAAGAAGAGAGUUAAUAUCAAAGGGUCCAGAAUGUAUUGUCCUUCAUUUCCUAUAUCGUAACUACUUAUGUGUUGUCCCUUCGAGUCCUUGACCGAGACACGGGUUCCGCAGUAGGUAGUGACGUCGCUGCUCUGUGUUCUACAUGCCUAGCUUUUUCCUAUAGUCGGUGUUUAUGUAUGUGUGGAAUCUGUCUAUGGCUUUUUCUUCUUUGAUGAUGGUGUGAGAUAAGAAGAAUCUAUCACACCUGACUCUGGGUUUAAAGUUGCAGACUCUGGAUACAUGGAUACAUGAUUAGCUUCAUCUUAAAGUCAGAGGUCCAGAACUCUGCCAACUGUGCACUGUAAAUGUUCGUGCGUGACUUGUCCCACUGUGUAGAUUUAAAAGAAAAUUGAGGGCAGUUCUUCCCAGAUUACAGAACCUCACAGGAACUUGGCAUCAAAUUUCCUCACUUUUGUAGCUCACUGGGUCCUUCUGAGUGUUCUCCCCCAAUGCACCCAUGAGGACCCACUGACACCUGCACUGGGACCCAAGGCUGACUUACAGAAAUCCCCCUACUGUACUUGGCCUUGACUCCUAGGAACUGAUCAUAAAUACUCAUCACUUUUGUAUGUGUGUGUGUAUGUGUGUGUGUGUAGGUCUGUCUUUGCAAAAAAAAAAUGUGCAUGUGUACGCAUGUGUGUGUAUGCAUCUUAAAUGAAAUGAUGUUCGGUAUGCAAGGUGAUAUGCAUUACUUCUUUUAAGAUAUAACAUGUGUUCAGUCAAAUUUGUUACUAUUCAGGAGAUGUGCAGGAAUCACAAUAAAAAGGUAUAACUAUUUUUUGUCAACACUUAUGCAAAACUUUUUUAUUGUCGAGAGAUGACUGUACUUUUUUAGUGAUGUAAUCUGGUAUGUACUUACUGACUACAUUAGUGAUGGUAUUGCAUGCCUGUCAUUCAGAUAAGGGAUGUAUGAUAGAUAUAUACAUAAUUUUAUUUUAAUAAUUAUGCAUCACUUCAUUCUCCUUCCUGUCUGUUGCCAAAUCACUGUGGGUAGCUUGGCCUGCCUCAGCCUGGCAGCCUUGUGUGCUGGUGGUGGGGCAGGGCAGCAGGCCGUGUGUGGCUCCCCUGACAGCCUCCCCCCUCUCAGGGGUGCCCCUCACCCUGCUUGCUGGUCCAGGUGUUUCAUCUAGGAGGCCGGCCUCAACCUUCGUCUUUACUUUUAUUUCUGUUAUCAAUGGUUUUUAAAAACUUAUCUUUAGAUUUAUAUUUCAUUAAUAUUAUGUAUAAUACUUAAUUUAUUUGUACAUAAUGAUGUGUCAACCAAAUAUAGUUUGUAUAUAUAUUAUGCAUUAAUACAUAAGUCUUUUUAUCAUAAA
Portunus trituberculatus (swimming crab) is the source of this 7613-nucleotide messenger RNA. RefSeq names its product kinase suppressor of Ras 2-like. NCBI's taxonomy places the organism in Eukaryota, Metazoa, Arthropoda, Malacostraca, Decapoda, Portunidae. The coding region runs from base 220 to 3297 and encodes 1025 amino acids. The transcript is spliced from 18 exons. Gene Ontology annotation, biological process: protein phosphorylation. The record is from RefSeq and is a predicted model, not a curated record. Gene Ontology annotation, molecular function: protein kinase activity; ATP binding.